This is a messenger RNA of Trachymyrmex septentrionalis, 8421 nucleotides long. RefSeq lists its product as uncharacterized. NCBI's taxonomy places the organism in Eukaryota, Metazoa, Arthropoda, Insecta, Hymenoptera, Formicidae. The record is from RefSeq and is a predicted model, not a curated record. The coding region runs from base 1 to 8421 and encodes 2806 amino acids. The transcript is spliced from 2 exons.
AUGACUAAUAGAAAAUAUGCAGCUUUCAAUUAUCCUAAAGACUGCAUUACAGAAGAUAAAAGAAGAACAAUGGCACUCAAUCAUCGAUAUAACGCUGCAAAUUUCCGAAUCCCGUUUCGAAUAAACUGGGCUGUAAUAUUGAUCGUAAUAUCGAUCUGUCAAUUUACAGAAUCUGUUGCUGAACGACAAGUAUCGAACUCGCACGGAAAGAAGCAUUAUAAUAAUCGGCAUUGUAACGCGCGAAGCUCUAUGGUACCUAGUCAGACUUUACAAAGCGUUACUGAACAUCCGGCUCUUACGCCGCAGGACGUUUUAUCGCGUUUGGAGGCUGCUGCAGUUUUGCGUGACAAUCUGGUAACGACGUUAGGCCGUACUCUCCUGCUUUGUCUCAACGACAACGUGAGAAUACCCUUCGAGUUGAUUCACGACGCCGUACGAAAUCGUCGAGUCGCGGUCUACGAAUUACUUCAAGUUCUGCCGGCACUGAAAAAUAAGCCACCGAGGCAGCAACUAUAUAAGCUCCUACAAAUGUUGGAGAGGGUUGACAACCGCUUCAUUUCCGAAUACGCGUCGCUCUGCAUAAACAUUUUUUCCGACGUCGACGCCGUCUUAGAGCAGGUGCCGCUCGUCGAUAUGUUGCUCAACAUAGAUCAGAAAGUGAUCGAAUCGGUCUCGCGCGAUAAGCGAAGGGCCGGCGUGGUGCCUCCAUCUUUGACGAAAGGCAUUGACUUUCUGUUACAAGCAGCUCGCAAUGGCGAUCAGAUUCUUAAUCUGCGUACAGUAUCAGCGAUAUUGUUAAAUUAUCCGACGUUUGAUCUGACGGAUCCGGAAGUUCACAACGCCAUCAAAUUUAUCGCGCAACGAUUGAAGGAGCGAUCGAGUUCGGAGGACCCUCUACUGCAAUAUAUGGGACCGAAUCUAGAGAACACGACGAAUUUUUUGAAAACUGUGCUUGAAAGACUGGAGACAGAUGAGCUGUCAUCCGAGGUAAUUAGAGAAACAACUUCAUUAUUACUUCAGAAUUUCGAUGUAGAGCCUUAUCCGUCCACUCUCAAGAGCAAAGAUAACUUAAAGAAGCUCUUGAUGGUGAUGAACGGUUAUUACCCGGAUAACAUCGUCGCUGUAGCUAAAUAUCUCUUUGACCAUCUUGACGAUUCGCAUUUUCAAGAUCUCGAUAUUGGUUUCUAUGAGACAGGUGAUGAGGCUCUUUUACAAGUGCUAUCUUGUCUCCGUAGAAAACCACAUCUGCGGCAUUUAAGGAAACCUUUGUCCUUGCUGAUAUCUUUCGUCUCGCAAAAACUGGUGAACGAUGCCAAUUAUCACUAUACAGUGCCAAUUAGCUUUUAUGAGGUCAACGACUACUUAGAUUCCUUUGAUGCGCCGUGUCUGCAGCAGAACAUUAGCGACGCAAUGAAAAUGUUACGUCCCUAUUUAUCCGAGGAUCUGCCAUGGACCUACGCCUUCGGGGAUAGACGAGUGAGUGAUAAUCCCUGGGAAUUAAUCUUGACCUCGCUGAUCCGUUUAAAAAAUGUCCCGCUAAACAAGACGCAAGCGAACGUUAUCGACAAUUUCAUUUACAAGGGACACGUCAACGGUUUAACCCUCAAACGAGGGCUGCUCUAUAAUUCUGGCAUCAUCUUUCAGAGGGAUGAUUCAAUGGACGUUGAGGUCGACUUCUUUUCUUUGCUGAGACUCAUACCGAAUAUCUUCAAAAGCGAAAAAUUCGCUCCUAUGAUAAAUUUUCUGUCCAAGCCGAACAUUCUCAAUAUUCUUGGCUUCGAGUUCAACAAGUUUGAAUACGAAACACCGAGGAGCUUAUUACUAGCCAUGCUGAAAAGAGCGCUGACACUUCCUCCAGUCAAAUCCGACGAACCGUUAUCUAGGGCUCUCCAGAACGCUCACAAUUAUCUUGAGGAACCACUGCUGAUCAAUUUAUAUAUCUCAGAGGAUUUGCAAUUGUUACUAAAAUAUCUGCCGUAUAUCGAUAGCGAUCCACGAUAUCUGCCGCUGAAAAUACUCUUCAAGAUACAAAAAUUGUUCACAUAUUUGUCAUCGACUUUCAGUCUGGCUAAUGUGCGCACGCCGAUAGAAAAACUUUUGCUUAUAUUACAAACCGUAAGUUUGAUAAAUACAGAGCCAAAACUUUCCGAAGCGUUGAAAUUUGCUGUCGAUAAUAUCAAUGGACCACCAUUGCCGAUUAAAACUUUCGAUCGCUCAGAUUUUGUGUACCUGGUUCAACAACUGUUGUCUCAUAACAAAAUAUUGCAAGAUAAAAUUCUUGACUCGUACGCAUAUACGAAUGUCGGUGACUGGAACAUCUCCAUCGGUGGAACGCCGGAAAACGUUCUCGCCAGAGCUUUGACUUACCCCAUUUAUCAAAUCUCAUCGGACGCGAAUCUUGCCGACCUUGUGAAACAGGCGGAAAGUAUCUUGGAGGAAAAAAUUCUGAUCAACACUAAGAUCCUGAAAAAACAGACAUUGGAAGCAAUGCUGGAGUAUCUGCCGAACAAUACGUACGCGAAGCCCGUGAGUCUGUUGCUGAGAAAAGCGAAUCUUAUGAAGCUCGUGCCAAAAUUGAAUCUUGCAACUUUAGAAACAGCUACCGCGCGUGACGCUUUGAUUAUGCUUCUGAAAAGUUUAACAGAGUCUCGUAUAAUACGCGCGGAAAAAUUGCUCCGGAGACGUGUCAGGACGGCAUUGAGUUCUUUGGACGAUGCGAAUGAAGACGAUCGUCAAACGCCAAUUUUCGCUUACUUGAUCCAAUCGUUGCAAGAUCCAAGUAAUAUUAUUUAUCAGUCACUUUUGUUAGAAAUAAGCAAAUUGAAGAACCUAAUAAUUUCGCCCGAAGAACGACAAGCUUGGUUGCAAGAUUAUUUCCAGCAGAUCAUCGACAAAAACGAGAUGGAGAAUCGAACGAAGGCCGCAUCGAUGAUUCUCAAAGAAAUUACAUAUAAAGAAAGUUUAGAUGAAGCGUUACGUGCCAGUAAAGAACGGAUUGGUAAGGCUCUAUCAGUUUUGCCUAUGGAUUCUUUCACCGAAUCACUGAGAAAACUGCUGAUACCAGAUUGGGCUUACAGCAUUCUACCCGAAAACAUCAGAAACUCCGAUUCGUUAGAAAAGGAAGAACUCUUGCUAAUGAUUCUACACUUCGCGAAACAACGGGUUAAUGUCGCCAAUAGCCUUCCUCUAAUGAAAGCCAUUUCCAAAGUCGAGGCAAGCUUGAAAAGAUGGACAACAAAUAUCGAACCACUAAGAAGUGCUGUUGUUGCCAUGAAGGCUGCCGUUUACGAACCUGUUAGAAAACUUCUAACCCCUACCGAACUAAAUAAAAUCAAAGUUACCAUUCCUUCCAGUAAAUCGGCUAGAAUAUCGCUACUGGGAUUAUUACAUCGUUUGUUACUGCAUCCUGUGAUCAAAAAGAACGACACAAUUUUCAGACUGUUGAGCGCCGUUAGACAAGACGUAUUCGACUUUGGGAUGAACGUAGAUCUAUUAACUGUACUUGAUGAUAUGGGAAUUACUUAUACCAGUGAGCUCGCUCCCAUCAGAUUAUACUUGCGUAGAAAAGAUAUCAACGAGAAGUUUGGACCCACCAUCCUUGCGAUUACUGAUCCCAGAAAGCGGUAUCGCACUUUACUGCACGUUCUCCAGAAACAACAGAUGGACAAUAACACGCAAUUAUUUGAUGCGCUCCCAACGCUAAAAAAUAUUCAACCUAAAGAAAAAGAAGCCACGAGUACGCUGAUUUCGGACCUCGAAGACAUAGUGAGCAGCAUUCCGCGUAGCAUCAGACAAUUUAAACAUAUCAAUCAUUUGUUUAACGUCAAUACGCUGUCUCGUUUAACGGACGAUAACGAGAUCGUCCAAUCAAAAACUCCACUAAUUACUUUAUUGUCCAAGAUGGGGGAUUUGCCGGAAGUCAGCAGUGAUUAUGCUGCGAUAAAUGAAUUAAACAAGCUGCUGUCAGAUAUCGAACAUUUGAGCUAUCCAAUCGUCACCAGUUUUCAACUCAGACCGUUGCUACUAGAACUUGGACACGUUGAGCAAAUCAAUGUAGAUUAUCUCAAUUCCAUCUUAAAUCCCGAAAUACUAAGUAAUUUGAACACGGAGGAAUUCUCCGACGCAUCCAACAAUAAUAUCGAAAUACUUCAAAAUAUCGUUGAAUAUUUAUUGCGUGAAGGACCAGCACUCGUCGACUAUGACAUGCAAAAACAUCUGCAAUCGUUCAAACGUGCUCUCGAGCUAACGACAGGUUCCGGCAAGCCUUCAAAGAGAGAUUUGACUAAGGAAGAUUGGCAAAAAAUGCUAAUUUUGAUACCACACAAGAAAGACUUUACACCCAUCAAGAUAUUCUUGGAGACCGGAGAAAUUUUCAAAUACAUCAAGUACAAAGAUACGAAUUGGAAUAUAUUUUCUACUUCGGCCAAAAGAUUACAUUAUCUGCUGAUGUUGAUGGAGGAUGAAAUUGAGGACGAGAAUGUUUACAAAUCGGCGAAUAGAUUACGGUAUUAUCUUGAGAAACGUUAUAACUUCAUUACUGAGCAAGAUGUCGAGAGCAUGCAACGUACUUUGGCGAGUCUUAAACUCAAAUACGAUUUGGCGCCUCUCAAAAUAUUCCUGAAUCACGAUAAUAUGAUCAAGUAUCUACCGCCUAAUGUCAAGUACACUAAUUACAAUUCGUCGAUCGAUGCCCUCGCCGUUGCCUUGGAUAAUCUGCUGCAAUUACCCAGCUUAAGACAAAAGAGAAUUCUUUACAAGACUCUGAGAUUCGUGAGACAGUCUUUGCGCGAACGCAUCUUCCCGGUGAGGAAAUCGUUUCGCCGACCUCUAGUUUCUAAGCAGCUGUCCAGCGAGGAUCUUAAAUUUGUCAGCCUGUUAAAUAUGUCUCUACCGAAAAUACGUAAAUUUAUGAAACCUGAAAAAUUAAUGAGUUUACUGCCGGAAUCGUUUACUUUCGACAAUCAGCCGACAUAUAAGAUGAAAAUGCUACAUUUGCUACGGCAGCUUUUAAAAUCAGAUACAGACGUUCAUUCGGAAUUGGAGGGACUUCUCCAAGAAGUGGAGACUUAUCCGGACGUUCCAGACAUCACGGAGGACGAUCUUGUGCCACUUUUAAACAUCCUUCCUACCGAGGGAGUACCUUACAUUGAGCUCGUUAAAAAAUAUUUGAAACUUUCCACGUUGAUCAAGUUAUUACCCGGAAAUUUCAAUAUAAAGCAAGCGUCUACUCCUAGAAUGGCGUUACAUGAUGUUUUAUUGUUGCUGAGAAUCACUCUUGGAUCUUCUGCGGAAAACGAUAAGCUGAAAACAGCCUUUGAUACACUCAUAAGCGAAUUGAUAAAAUUUAAUUCCAAAAUAGUACCGUAUGAAUCGACAAUUGACAGCAACGAUAUAAGAUCUAUCAUAAGAGAAAUUCCGUUCAAGCAGUACAAGCAAAUUGGGCAACUCAAAUUUCAGAUGACGACUAAGAAGGUUAUCUCGGCUUUACCUUUGAAUUUCCAGCUUACUGAAUACAAAACGAAGAAACUGAGAGUGUUAGCAGUCUUGAACGAAUUAUCGAAAAGCAACGUGUUUCAGUCUUCGCUAAGUUCAAUCAAUUUCGCUAAAAGAAUCGUCAGCAAGAUGCCGGAUAUACCUGUAGUGAACGACGCAGAAAUUGAGAGGCUAUUGUCGACAUUGCCGUUGAAUACUUCCGACGUGGAAUUGCUUGUAAAAAAUUGUAAGCUAGCAACUUUGAUGCCUUAUUUGCCGAUUUAUUUCAAUCUCAGCAGCACAGAGUCGCGGAAAAUGAAGAUCGCGAAGAUCCUGCACUACUGUAAGGUGGCCAAUCCCACGGACAUUAGUACAAAGCAGGCAUUGACUAAUGCCAAGACCUUGAUACAGAAAUUGCCCGACGUUGACGUUACCCGGAAUCAUGUGGAAGUCUUGAUACGAGCGAUCCCGUGUACUCAUUUCACCUCGAUAAAAUCCUUGCUGCGAGUCCUGUCGAAGACGGACAUCACGUCGCUUCUUCCUUGGGAUCUCGACCUGUAUCAAACGUCACGGACUUUCAAGCUGCGUAUUUUCGAUCUGUUAACCGCUCUGCGAAACAUUAAGGGAUUGCAAAAUGACAAGAUGUUUUCCGCCCUCGAUUCUCUGGAGAAGAACACGGAGUCCUUACCGGAACAAGUAUAUAUACCACAGGAACGCGUAACAACACUAUAUAACUCGGUGGUCGUGGCCACUGCACCAUGCUCACGCUAUCGGGAUUUUGUGUUGAAGCCCGAAAAUCUGAUCCAGAUAUUGCCACCGAAUUUCCAAUUUCAAUUGGACUGUCAGUCAUCAUCAAUUACCAGUUAUAGCGAAUGGCCGAGAUUGAUGCGCUUCUCGGAACUAUUUCUGCGUGAUGUGAAGAUAGACGGACCCCUGAAAAUCGCGUUUGAAGCUUGCAGCGAUAAUAUACAUAAGUUCGAAAAGGAACAAAUCUUUCUUUAUCUGUCACGAGGAUUAAGUAGCGCGCCACAAUUUCAGCAGCUGGUGCCACUAAGACUGUACACACUGGGUCACGCGGAAGACGUAGCCGCGCCCGUCGAAGAUGUUUAUCGCGCUUUUCCUUAUGGAUCUGUACUUUCUAUGCUGCGCGUGAUAAUGAGAGAAUUUAUUAGUAGACCGGAGUUAAUCAAAAGCAAAUCCUUGAUUAACGAUAUGGAAGUGUUUUUACAUGACUAUCUUAUGACUCUGUCUAGAACAUGGCUGAAUGACGAGUCGCUUACUGAAACGUACAUUGAAGUACUGUCACCUUACGAGAUAAAUCGAGCCAUUGGUGAAAUUCCAAGUGAUCACAAAUAUGAUGAUCUCAGGUUUCUCAUGCAAUGUCAAGAUGUGCAAACGUCAAUGGACAAGGUAUUGCUAUCAGAAGACACGCCGAAACAGUUGCUCCUGCAGAUGCUGAAACAGGUAGAAAAAGGAAAUAUCGACGAUACGAUACGAGAGAGCAUCGAGAGUUUUAAGGAGCAUCUCGUGAAUGAUAUUCACAUUGAAGAAGUAGAGUAUGCGCUAAAACAGAUGCGCGAUUAUAGAUAUCAUUCGAGCAAGGUGAACGUCAUUCGAAAAUAUUUAGUGUCGCGGGGAUUCCAACGCCUCUUCGGGAAUAAUUAUGCCACAGACUAUCCUACUUAUAAAGACAGGUUAUUCGCGAUCAACGACCUGAUGUUGACUAACACGAUCAAUCGACCAGACGAUUUUUCGCUCGAGCAUCGCGCAGAAUCAGAUUAUCUAAAUCGUACUCUGCACAAUGAGAUUAAGAUUGAGCCUACAAUAUUGAGAACGACGGACGAUAUCAAUGUGCAAACACUCUUCUUCGUGCUGCCGAAGACGAGAAACGAAAGAAUCAUUCGUGGUAUCAUCAAGUUCUUCUCCAUUCCUGAUUUACUGCGUAAACUGAAGUUACCAAGAGAUCCAUUCGCGUACGUGACAAAAGGUCGACUCUUGCAGGCUAUUAUGGACUUGGGCCAGGAACUGGAAAGUGUGCAGCAGGAUCCCGUGCAACAGGAGGCUCUCGAGUACUUCAGAGAUAAAAUAAUCACCACUGGCCCCACAGGUGCACAGCCGAUCGAACUGAAGACGUAUGCGCACGAUUCCAAUGUGGACGUGGACUUGUACGGCGUGAUGCGGGCUAUUGAUUAUACGAAGAUAAAUGAGACUGACGCGGUGAAGAUAGCGAUUUUUUUCGAACGUAAGUACGAUAAUCUGGUGCACGCUAUAGGUUUCGAUCACAUGGCCUAUGCGACGAGAGGCUCGUACUUGAAAGCACUGUUCGAGCAUCUCGUUAAUGUUUCUGAAGUGCCUGAUGACGUGAAGCAGCAAAUAACGUCAUUGAUACCGGCGGUGAGGUUGGACGGUCCAGGAGAAGAAAGCGUCGAUCUGAACACCGACAUCGUUUACGAGAAAAAGCCGGAUGUAAGAAUAUUUGAAGAAUUUUCGGAUAACAAAUCUCAAUCUCUCAAACCGGAUGACCAUUUAGGUACAAAAGUAUCGCAUACUUUCGACGAGAAUAAAGAAUCGCUGAACGAUGCCAUCGAUAGCAUAUUGGAAGCCAUAUGGCCAUCUAAAGAAGAAUACCUCAAACAUAUUGAUGAACAAUCUAAUGUUUACAACGAUAAAACUCGCAUUGUUACCAACGCUCCUGAACAUUUCCAUAACGCUCGACGAAAGUUAUAUUUCAGGCAACCGCAAAUACAACACAUGAGUAACUCGAUAAAAUUACUAUUAAAUCGUGCAAAAACGAAGAAGAAAAACGAUCAAGCGAGAAGAACAUUAUUUCUCAGUGAUAUCAUUUCUGCUAAUAAAGCUCGUAUCACAUAUAAGAUAGUAAAAAGAAUAAGAGGUAUUAAGUCAAAAAGUAAUCUGAGUUUGCAAACAAAAUUGAGUAGUUCUAACUAG